CCGGAGCAGCCCCCGCAGGCGCUGAGGGAGCGACCCACCAAACCCAAGAAAUUCAAAAAGGACCGAAAAGAACCCGAGGAACCCGGUGAACCGGCCCCAGAACCGGAACCAGCCCCGGAACCGGCUGAGGCCGGUAAAGCCGAGACCUCUGAGAGUCCCGGGACGGCACCGGCACCACCGGAAGCUUCAGCCUCACCGAAACAACGUCGUUCCAUCAUCCGAGACCGGGGUCCCAUGUACGACGACCCCACCCUACCCGAGGGUUGGACCCGGAAACUCAAACAGCGGAAAUCGGGGCGAUCCGCCGGCAAAUACGACGUCUACUUAAUUAACCCUCAAGGAAAAGCUUUUCGUUCCAAAGUGGAAUUAAUCGCUUAUUUUGAGAAAAUCGGUGAUAAUUCUUUAGAUCCAAAUGAUUUUGAUUUCACCGUCACCGGUCGUGGGAGCCCAUCAAGGAGAGAACAAAAACCAUCUAAAAAACCUAAAUCACCUAAAACUACCGGUACCGGACGAGGUCGCGGUCGUCCUAAAGGUAGUGGAGUAACCAAACCUAAGACAACGAUGACGUCAUCAACGGCGGCGAUGACGUCAGAGGGAGUCCAAGUCAAACGGGUGAUUGAGAAAAGCUCGGGGAAGUUAUUAGUGAAGAUGCCGUUUCAACCGGGACAAACUGGGACCUCCCGGGGUGAAACCACAACGGUGAUGACCUCAGCGAUGACGUCGGCGAUGACGUCAGCGACGACGUCAUCAUCAUCAGCUCAGAUUUUAAGUGUGAAACGACCCGGAAGGAAAAGGAAAUCGGAAGCGAGCGAUAGUCAAUCGAUCCCCAAGAAAAGAGGAAGGAAACCCACGGGGAACGCGGGGGUUUUGGGGUCCACCGGGACGGUACCGGAAAGCAAAAAGAAAACGCCGGUGACGCCGUCGGUGCAGGAAACGGUUUUACCCAUCAAAAAACGGAAAACCAGAGAAACG
Messenger RNA from Antrostomus carolinensis (chuck-will's-widow), 972 nucleotides. It is a transcript of the gene MECP2, whose product is annotated as methyl-CpG binding protein 2. Lineage: Eukaryota; Metazoa; Chordata; Aves; Caprimulgiformes; Caprimulgidae. The annotation marks the transcript as partial. Gene Ontology annotation, cellular component: nucleus; heterochromatin. The transcript is spliced from 2 exons. Gene Ontology annotation, biological process: negative regulation of transcription by RNA polymerase II. The record is from RefSeq and is a predicted model, not a curated record. Gene Ontology annotation, molecular function: chromatin binding; double-stranded methylated DNA binding; methyl-CpG binding.